Messenger RNA from Leguminivora glycinivorella, 2290 nucleotides. RefSeq lists its product as uncharacterized. The record is from RefSeq and is a predicted model, not a curated record. Gene Ontology annotation, molecular function: zinc ion binding; metalloendopeptidase activity. Gene Ontology annotation, biological process: proteolysis. NCBI's taxonomy places the organism in Eukaryota, Metazoa, Arthropoda, Insecta, Lepidoptera, Tortricidae. The transcript is spliced from 12 exons. The coding region runs from base 56 to 2254 and encodes 732 amino acids.
CAAUUUUAUAUCUUGAUACUGCAAAAAAUGUUACUUUAAAAGUAAAUUUUGCAUAAUGUUAAGUCUUUCCUAUACAGUAUUUUUAUUAUAUUUGUCAAGUAUUUUAGUAGAAUGUUCACACCCAGGAAGUCUGUCUGUCCGUAAACUUAACCGACAACUUAUUGCAAGAAAACGACAAAACACUCUGGACCUAUGUCAAAUGUUCAACGUUGAAAACGAGAAGGCGCAAAGUGAACUCCUCAGUCACAAUCGAGUAAAAAGAGCCGCUCCAGCGGUAGACCCUUCAGACCGAGUAGAGAAUAUUGUAGACAAACUUUAUGACGAACCAGAGGAUGGGAAAAAAGUUGAAUAUAGAAAGAAAAAUGAUACUACGACAGCCAAACCUGAGGGCGCAAAAUCCGGAAGACGGUUCGAUUUCGCUCCUGGUGCUUUAGAUGUCAAUAUUCUGGAGGAAAAAGCUGACGGAAGAGAGAAGCUAGACGGAAAAACGGUUCCGGUCCCAUGGCACAAGUAUUGGAAACACGGAAUCAUCCCAUAUUUCAUCGACUCAAAUACAUACGAUACAUUCCUAGCCGAAAAAAUAACAAAAGCUUUCGACAACUUCGAGCAAAGUACCUGCAUACGCUUGCAACGACUGCGAGAGAGGCCCACGGACAAGGCGUCUUUGCAAGAUGUCCAAUGGCUGUACAUCACCAACCCUUCAGGCACUCGGCAGUGUGUGCAUAGCAACGAGUUGAAGACCAUUUCAGGAGUUCAGUGGGUAGUAUUCGGCUAUGACUGUAUGUCGGAAGGUCAGAUCAUGCACGAAGUCAUGCACAUCCUGGGUUUCUCACACGAGCACGUGCGCGAGGACCGCGACCAACACAUCAGCGUCAUGUGGGACAACAUUAAACCAGGAUACAAGAAAUUCUUCGAAACAAGGCGUCGUCCUGCGAUACUGUCUUCUCUUCCCUACGACUACGCGAGUGUUCUCCAUUACCCUCCAAGAGCAUUCUCCAAAAAUGGGAAAUACACCCUUGUUGCCGCGUCUGGAAUCGACUUUGGUCAACGCGUUGGGCUAAGUGAGGUUGACAUAGAAAAGGUAUCAAUGAUUUUUGGCGGAGAGUGCAUAGACCGAAACAAGCACUACUUGGAGACGACCUGCCCUACCGUCAUCGCUUCGAAACAACAGAAAGAGACAAAGAAAGCGACGCAAAAGGAAAUUGAUGACUAUUUCCGUGACAGAUUAUGGCCGUAUGGAAUUGUGAACUAUAAACUCAAAGACAAGAUUGAGUUCUCUAUUGAAGAAAGACAAAAUAUUGAAGAAGUCAUAAAGCACAUCGAAAAAGAAACUUGUAUUGAAUUCAGAGACAUGUCAAAAGACGACGACGUCGAAACCACAACAGUAAAUGAUGACGUGGUUUUAGCCGAUGAUGGUAAUCAAGUACCUAUAAAGAAAGAAAACAUUAAGACCCUUCAACACCAGUCAUUAAAUACUUAUCAAAGCUCAAAGUCAAUGGAAUCACGUUCAUCAGACUCUGUCGAGUCUGUAUCAUCGGAGUCAUCUAUCUCAGAAGAAAAACUCAAAAAACUCUCACUGAAAGAUACUACUUCAACCUUUAUCAAUAAACCUGGUUUUUGGGCUAAUAUGACAAGGAAAAAUGACAAAACCAAUAAUUUAGAAUCAGUUGCUGACAAGAAAUCGAAAAAAGAUGAUUCUAAACAAAAUACUAAGUCAGAACACAAACGUACCCGCAGAGCGGCGCCACCGUCGCCAGCAAGACGGCAUGCUGACGACUUGUUGGUGCUGACCCGCUCACCAGAGCCAGGCUGUCGGUGCCCAGAGCCUGGCCGCGCUGGCGCACAAAAGGAGCUGGUGAUCACGUCGGACUGCUUCAACUCCGUCAACGACCUGCUGCACGUGUUUGUGCACGUGCUAGGCCUGGACCACCAGCACAACUCACACGACCGAGACGACUUCCUCGCUAUCAACUGGGAUAACGUGACUAGGGGUUUAGGAAAGGAAUUGCAGACCAAGCUCCCGCCCGCAGCAUCAGUUGGCUUCGCGUACGACUAUCAAAGCGUGACGCACUAUCCUUGGCUCGACAUCAGUCAAGGCGUCACCAGCAUCAUGUAUCCUAUAUGGAACGACGGAUGGGCAAUGGGACACUGGCAAGGCCUGAGCUCCAUCGACGUUCAGAAACUGAACCUGCUAUACUUCGGCCAAUGCCAGUCCAGGAAGAAAGCUAUGGCAAGCUUAUUGAGAAAAGUUUAAGUUGAUGAGAUUAUAAUGGAAGUUAAAUAUAUAAAA